Messenger RNA from Phytophthora sojae, 1110 nucleotides. RefSeq lists its product as hypothetical. Lineage: Eukaryota; Oomycota; Peronosporomycetes; Peronosporales; Peronosporaceae. Gene Ontology annotation, biological process: generation of catalytic spliceosome for second transesterification step; RNA splicing. The transcript has a single exon. The coding region runs from base 1 to 1110 and encodes 369 amino acids. Gene Ontology annotation, cellular component: U4/U6 x U5 tri-snRNP complex; U2-type post-spliceosomal complex; U5 snRNP. The record is from RefSeq and is a predicted model, not a curated record.
AUGGAGACGUUGAUGCGGGUGAUGGCCGCUAAGAAGCGGGAGGUGUCGGCGGUGCAGGAGAAGAAGCAGGGCAAGAAGGAGAAGUAUCUGCGUCGUGCCGAGGUCGAGUCGCUGCUGGAGGAGGAAGAAGAAGAACAGAAGAAGAAGAACAAGGCGAAGCGGAGCCAGGGGCAGGAGUCUCCAUCCACCAACAAGAAGCGCAGACUGGAGCGCAGCCACGACAAUGAGGACCCGACCACGGCCCACACGAGUAGCCAAGACGCAGACCAUACAGAGAGGAGCAAGCAGGAGGAGGAGGAGUCCGAGGCUGUCCUGUCGUGGCCCGAUCUGCGCCGCCGCCUGCGCGAGCUGGGUCAGCCCAUCACGCUCUUCGGCGAGAGCAUGAGGGACCGCAUGGCGCGGCUGCGUCGCGUGGAGAUCGACGCCGCCACCAAGCACGAGGACGAGCUGGGCGCGGGCCACGACAUCCGCAACCGCUUCGUGGGUGGCGACGGCGGCGACCAGAGAGAGCAGAUGGACGCAGCGGAGGACGCUGAGGAGUUCGAGGCCUCUGGCGCUGCUGGAGAAGGUGACGACGGUGGUGACAGGCAACGCCGCAGCAAGAAGCAGAGCGAAGAAGAUGCAGAGGAAGAGGAGAAGGACGCGGACAAGAUGGUCUACAGGUUCUUCAAGGGCAUGCUGCAGCGCUGGGAGAAGGACCUGGCCGACAGACCGGACCACGUGAAGCGCACGGCGCAGGGCAAGAUCGCCGUCAAGACCAUGAAGCAGUGCAAGGACUACAUCCGGCCGCUGUUCAAGCUGUGCAAGCAGCGCCAGGUGCCGCCCGACAUCCUGCCCAACCUCGUGGACAUCGUCAAGUUCUGUCGCCAGGGCGAGUUCGUGAUGGCCAACGACGCGUACAUUAAGCUGGCCAUCGGCAACGCCGCGUGGCCCAUUGGUGUGACCAUGGUGGGUAUCCACGAGCGUACGGGCCGUGAAAAGAUUAACUCGAACAAGCAGGCACACGUCAUGAACAACGAGUCCCAGCGCAAGUACCUGACGUCCGUCAAGCGUCUGAUGUCGUACGCCCAGUCCAUCUCGAACGUGCUGCCAUCCAAGCGCGUAUUGUGA